This is a messenger RNA of Neohortaea acidophila, 810 nucleotides long. RefSeq lists its product as uncharacterized. NCBI's taxonomy places the organism in Eukaryota, Fungi, Ascomycota, Dothideomycetes, Mycosphaerellales, Teratosphaeriaceae. The coding region runs from base 1 to 810 and encodes 269 amino acids. The record is from RefSeq and is a predicted model, not a curated record. The transcript has a single exon.
AUGGCCCGCACUGUCGACAGCGUCGCCUGCUCCUUCCCUCCGGAGCUCAUCGAGAUGAUCAUACACGACAUCCCCAUUCUCGACCUGAUGAGUGUCGCCGCCAGCAUGCCCUCAGCGUGGCGUGCGGUCAUCGAAGGCUUGAAGAAGAUCGCCACGCGCAUCAGGCAGUACGCCUGGGAUGAGGACAACGAUCGCCGGACGACGACAGCGACCAAAACCCCCCAAAUGCCAUGCCGAAACUACUCGUUCAGCGGCGCGCAUCCACUUAUGCCCUCAUCCCUCGUUCCAGUCCGAGCAGGGCAGUCCUGUGCUUUCAAAUACGCCGUGCCAAACGUCGGAACGCUGUACAUCCGCCGUGUGCAGCCGCGCAAGAGCCCGGCCCCCACUAUCAGCACUACACCAUCGGAAGCAUUCUUCCUCUCUCUCGCCGUCGCUCCAUCCACCAUCCGCAUCCUCGACUCUGCGACUAAAAACAUCAAGUACACGCCUGGUCCUCGCUUCGGACACGGCUUCGUCGACCUGCGAGACUGCGAAGGCAUGUUGGCGUUUUCCAAGGGCAUCAGCACGGGCGAACGCGAUCUGCUGUUCAAGUACGUGGUGACCUUCUACGGUGGAGAGGACUGCGACGAGACCGGCCUGCUGCGCGAUGCGAAGAAGGUGGAUAAGGGAGUCGGCACGGCGAAGAAGGAUGUCGGAGGGAUGGGAAGUGGUGUGGGUACGCACGGGACUGCGGGCGAAAGUGGAGGGGUGAGAAGAAGUGGUCGCAUCGUGAAGAAGACGGAGAAGGGCGAAUCGCUGACGACGAAGUGA